Ictidomys tridecemlineatus (thirteen-lined ground squirrel) is the source of this 6339-nucleotide messenger RNA. It is a transcript of the gene Tmx4, whose product is annotated as thioredoxin related transmembrane protein 4. The record is from RefSeq and is a predicted model, not a curated record. Gene Ontology annotation, molecular function: disulfide oxidoreductase activity. Gene Ontology annotation, cellular component: endomembrane system. Lineage: Eukaryota; Metazoa; Chordata; Mammalia; Rodentia; Sciuridae.
CGGCGGACGCAGGCCGAUAAGAGGCGGUGCCGGCCGCCCGCCGGCGUCGCGAGCGGGGUCUGUACACACUGCCAGGCGGAGGCGGGGCCGCUGGGCAUCUCCUCUGACUACCUGGCAAGGCCCCGCCAGGCGGGCAGGCGACCAGGCCUUGGCCCUGUAGUUUCCUUGGCCUACACUCCCUGCUGGGGAGUGUCGCUCCGCGCCCAACAUGGCGGGCGGGCGCUGCGGCCCACUGCUGACGACGCUUCUGGCCGCCUCGGUUGUGGCAUUGGCGGCGACCGAGGGCCCCGAGCAGGCCGUGUUGCCGGCGGAGCAAAGCCGAGUCCAGCCCAUGACCGCCUCCAACUGGACACUGGUGAUGGAAGGCGAGUGGAUGCUGAAAUUUUAUGCCCCAUGGUGUCCAUCCUGCCAGCAGACUGAUUCUGAAUGGGAGACUUUUGCAAAGAAUGGUGAAACACUUCAAAUCAGUGUGGGGAAAGUAGAUGUCAUUCAAGAACCAGGUUUGAGUGGCCGUUUCUUUGUCACCACUCUUCCUGCAUUUUUUCAUGCAAAGGAUGGAAUAUUCCGCCGUUACCGUGGUCCAGGAAUCUUCGAAGACCUACAGAAUUACAUCUUAGAGAAGAAAUGGCAGUCAGUUGAACCUCUGACUGGCUGGAAAUCUCCAGCUUCUCUGACGAUGUCUGGAAUGGCUGGUCUUUUUAGCAUCUCUGGCAAGAUUUGGCAUCUUCACAACUAUUUCACAGUGACCCUUGGAAUUCCUGCCUGGUGUUCUUAUGUCUUUUUUGUCAUUGCCACUUUGCUUUUUGGCCUCCUUAUGGGUCUGAUCUUGGUGAUAAUAUCAGAAUGUUUCUAUGUGCCACUUCCAAGGAAUUUAUCUGAACAUUCUGAGCAGAAUCAGAAGUCUGAGGAAGCUCACAGGGCUGAACAGUUGCAGGAUGCAGAGGAGGAAAAAGAUGAUUCAAAUGAAGAAGAAAACAAGGACAGCCUUGUUGAUGAUGAAGAAGAGAAAGAAGACCUUGGCGAUGAGGAUGAAGCAGAGGAGGAAGAGGAAGAGGACAAUCUGCCAGGUGGUAUGGAUGAAGAGAAAAGUGAAGUCAGUGACCAAGGGCCCCUGAGAGAGGGCAGUGUGACCCAGGAAGAAGUUGAACCUGAUGAGGCUGAAGAAGACGUCACAGAGCAGCCCCAUUCACCUGAUACAGAAGUGGCAGAAGAUGCAUUGAGGCAGCGCAAGAGUCAGAAUGCCAGUAAGGGACCAUAGAUAGGUUUGGUGAUGCAGUUUUCAACAGUGCAGCCCAAAAGAAUAUGUCAGCUUUCCUCUGGUCUGCAAUUUAAACCAAAUCCUUAAUUUUUCCUGACUGAGAAAGCUUCUCCCUUAAAAGAUGAUCUCUAGUGGCAUUGUAUCAUAGGCACAGGCCUCAUGUACCCUAAGGACAAUCUUUCAGUCAUGACAAUCGAGAGAUAAAAACAACAUGCUGUUAUGAUCUGUUUGGGGGAUCUGGAUGGGAACAAGUUCAUUUAAUUGGGGCUUGAGAGUCUUAACCAGAGGAGGCAACCCCCAAUCAUUAGCACCCUCUGGAGAAAAAGCUACAGAUCCAUAAAAUGAAGGCAAAGCAGCCUUUACUUCUGAGCAUCCUCAAAGAAUAGCAUAAGUCUUGCUUCCUUUUCAUGUGUUAACUAUUUAUUUUGUGAAACUGUAAGAAACAUCAUGUACCACAGUGCACAAAUAUUUGUUUAGAGAUAGAAAUCCAGAGGGCCCUGAAUACAGUUUUAGAAAAGAGCUUGGAAAUAUGCCAGCUCUCUAAAUCUCCCUUUUUUUGUUUUAUUUCUUAUUUCUCCAACUUUUCUACUAUGAGCCUGCAGACUACCCACACUCUUCACAGUUGUUUCUCACUUAGAUGCAGCAGCCAGGUCUGCUUCCACCAUGUUUAUUCUCAUUUGAAGGUUUAGAAAAUCUAACACAACUGAUGAAGCCCUGAUUGCCAGCUAUCUCAAAUGAAAUGUUAUAACCUUUGGAGUUUCAAAAGGAAGUAGGGAUUUUAUAGGACAGAUUUUAAAACAAUUUUUUGGCCAACCUGUAGUAGUUUUCUUUUUUCAGAAAGUUUCUUUAGCAAUAUUUUUUUGAAGCCAGAAGUGAUCUAAGUCUUGCCCAGUACAGGGUAGCCUUGUGAAGAAAACUUGAAUACUGUGUUGUUUUAUUUCCAUCUCAGGGGGUUCCCUGGCUCUUGAAACACUUUAAUAAUAACUGGAAACUGUUUCUAGUUUCAUUCACUUGAUGUGCUUUUGGUGAAAAAAUUAAUGAAAGUCAGUAUCAGGAAGUAAAAGAUUUGAUUUUGUUUCCAUCUUCCUUAACUUCUAGAGAAUUGUAUCUUUGUAAAUCUCUCACUCCUUAAUCUACUAUAAGUACCCAGGGAACCCAAUUUCUUUUCAAAAUCCAUCCAUCUACUUUUUUCUUUCCUGAUUUAUGUCUUAGAAUAAAUUCAUAAAAUUAGAUUCCAAGCAUAUGAAAGAUGCUUAAAGUCAAGCUUAUACCCCUUGGGUCCAGACAGAAUAAUGAGUACAGGUUUAUGAAAUUCAGAAAGUUUCUGUCAUCUUUAAAAAGGAAAUGCAGUCUAUUUCUAUCUGAUUAUUUAUAUAACCCUUUCCUUGUAUUAAUUGUGAACAACAGGGCUCACUGGUUGGGGAGGCUCUGAAACUCUCUGCCCUCCUGUAGUUGAUUGAAGCUCCUUUCAACUUUGCACAAAGGAGGUUUUUACUAGGAGAACUGAUUUUCAAAGAUAGUUAUUUUUCAUCUUUCCAACUCAGCUAAUAGUCUCUUCCCUAAUAUGCUGAAGUUUGUUAAAGUUGCUAGUAAUUAUGCUCUUCAGACCAUCACAGAAUUGAUGGACUGGGAGGAAGAAUUUUGACCUGACCUGUGCCUGUUUCUUCCCCUCACUCCAGUUCCUGCCCCUCUGACACAUCUUCACCCCAAGUGCCGUGGUUCUGAUGGGGGCAGUUCUACUCCCUGACACCAGGACGCUUUUCUGGAUAUUCUCAAGCUAAGCUGUGCCUGUCCUCCUGUCACUGGAUUUCUUUCUCUUACAAUCAGCUGUGUAAACAAAGAUUUCAAAAAAUAGUGAGUUCAAGUUUAGAGUUAAGAAAUAAGAAAGGUUUCAUAGAUUGGCUUUUCUAUAUAAUGUCCCUCCCGCAAAUAGAAUUUUUUAAAGUGAAGUUUUCAACUAGAGGAAAGCAUGAGAAAGAAAACACGUUCUACUUUGUUUUUUUGUUUUUGUUGUUGUUGUUGUUUUUGUUAUUUUUUUUUCUUAAGUGUAAGCCCAAUUUACACUUGGACCUCAAAUAAUACCUAACUACAUCAUAAUUAAAAUGUAUUUUCUUUUUUAAAAAUAUAGAGUGGGAAGAAAAACAUCUUGGGAAGAGGAUCCAGUAAAAAUUUAAGUAUCUAUCUAUAAGAACCAUUUUUUCCUGAUUUUUCCUUUUUUUUUUUUAACAUCCUAACAAAAGAUAGCUUUUCUAGGAGGUGGCCUGAUCCAUACACAUCUAAUUUAUUAUCUUUUCACUUGAACCUCUAGGUUUGUUUUCAAUACUUAAUAUAAACCUAAAGAAAAACAUCAACCUAAACUUAAAGUCAGAUCAGCAUUUCAAUUGUUUUUUUUUUCUAUAGAUAAUAUAUUUAAUCCAGUGGUUAAAUGCAUGGAAAAUGUGAUUUUGAUUUUAAAAUUUUUUUAAAAAGUCAUGCUUCCCUCUAUUGCAGUAUCAGUUUGUUUAAUCAUACAAUUGUGUUUUAUGUGAAUUCAGAAUAGGUGAAUGAAGUAAAGUAAUGAUUGUGGAGUGUGGGUACAUAGCACUUUAUGUACAGGUAGUUGGAGCAGGGUGCCUUGGCACUGAUUAGAAGGAAUGUGAAACUUCUAGUUACCCUAUUGUUGAUUUCUUUUAUUCAUCUCCUGCUAGAUCUGCUAAAAGAAGCCUUCUUGGUUAGGGAUCUCACUGAAGCAAUGCACAAGCAAUUCCACUUUCUUUCCCUUUGAAGUAUAAUUGAAUAGGUCAGGGAUAGUGCCUGUUCAAUUCACAGGGCAUUGCACUGUUUGGCAAGUACUUGCAACAUCAUCUUGUGAAUAUGAUCUCUGUAAGCUAAAAAUAACUACCUAUAAAAAGUAAACAGGCUUUGAAUAGGUUGGCUUUUGCAGCUAUGAAAGCUGCAUUUUGAUUUUUUAUGAUCCCAAACUCUGUUGAUAGUUUGGAGGUUGCUACAUGAUUUGAGUGUAUGUAAGUUUGCAGAUCUGCAUCCUGUACCUCCUUUGGGUUGGAUGAUAAAAAUGCUAUUUAAGGGAAUACUUGCCAUCCAACUUUGUUAGCAAGGCUUUUGGGACUUUAGCUGCUCUGUUGCUUACAGGAUGGGAAACAUUAAAGGGUCCAAAUUAAAAUAAAAAGGUAGAAAAGAAGAGUAAAUUUCAGUGUAAAAUCUUGAGCAUGAAGUGAGAAAAAGAAGAGAGAUUGGUGCUUUUGCUAGUGUUUGUCAGUAGGUCCUUCAUCUCAGUGUUGUAGUGUUAUUUCUGUCAGUAUUAUACAUGUGUGGUGAACCCAUCCUGUCAAAUAUAUCAGCAUUUUGGAGGUUAUUCAUGUAAAUCUUUUGUGCCAAUAAAAAAGUUCCCUCUUGUAGUAUCUCUUUACCUCAGUCUUACAUUUUGAUUCUCUUGAGAAGAUUAUAGCUUAUCUUGCAAAAGCCAAAUGUUAUCAAGUCUGAUGAAACCUGAUGGGGCUGUUGUGAACAGCUUUCUGAAAGUGGAGGUUUAUUUGAAAUCUUCAGCCCAGGAUAUGGCCUUAGAUGGCUUAUUCUCAGUAAAAUUUAUGUAGACUGUGAUGCUUUAUAUAUGUGAUAUAUUUUCAGUAUAGUUAGAUCAUAUUUGUUAGUAGAUACUUUCUUUGUGGAAUGCAGUUGUUAUACUAAAGACACUGCUUAUUUGUACUGUCAUGCAUUAUAAAUUUGUUAUGUAUAUUUUCUGUAAUGGUAUUGAUUAUUUUGCCGUUUCAUUUAGUGUUCUGUUUAUCCAUGUAUUCUAUGUUUCCUUAAAAAGCAUCUUUAGCAAGUGAAAUGAGAAAUCAAGAUAUUGUUUCAAGCAGUACAUUGCCUAUAUUAUAGAUCAUCUGAUACAGAAUUGUACAUAAUCCUUAAUCCUGUGUGGUUUCACUUUAUUGUAAAUUUUCAUUUAUGUCAAAACCCAAUAGUGAUGACUACAUAAAUGCAAAAUAGUGUAUUGCUUUUCAUAUAAAUAUUUUCACAAAACCAUUUGCCUAGGCAGUUAAAAAUAUUACUUUGUUAAAAAAUUUUUUUUCUUCUGUGUUUGCUCUUUAUCUGUCUCUUCAUUCCCCACCUCUCCCACCCCGACUCUGUAAAGACCAAAUUAUGUGCCAUUUUGCUGCUCAAGGACGAGUUCUAUGAUUCAAGAGCUCAUCAUCAUCAUAGCCAAUUGUAUUGCCUUUACAAAAUCAUUCCACUCACCUCCCAGGUACACUUUGUCCUGAGGUCUGGGGGUGGCAGAAUUGGAACCGAUGGCAAAUGAUGCUGUGAUUCCUCCAAGACACUGUGGACCGACCUGGUAUCCUAAAUAAGACAUUUGGAAAACUCCAUUCUACACCUGGCUUUCUUGCCACUAUUGCAGUAAAAUAGCACAAAGGAGGUGAGGCAAUUCUUUAAACACAUUCAGGCCUUAAUGUGACGGGAGAUUUGGUUUUUCUCUUGGAAGAUGAUAGUGGGAUAUGUAGUAAGAAAGUUAUUAAAUUGGUAUACCUCUAAAUCCCUCCCUCAGAGUAACUAACUCUGAAUCUUAUUUCCUCCUACAGAGAAAUAUGUAUGUUAGCUUUGUCUCAGCCUAUAUAAACUUGGUUAUUCUUGGUAGAUAUUCUUUGCCUACCCAGCGAGAUAAAUUCUGGCCCUUUCUUUUUGAAGAGAAAGUUAUGAAUUCACUUUCUCUCUAAACUUUGCAUGAGCUUUUCCUCCCAUUUCAAUAUCUGAUACUCUUAUCAGAAAUUUAUAGAUUUCUCAAAUAUUCUGUUUAGUAGACAUUUGACUAAUCAUGUUAACUUAAAUAUUAUCCUUUGGAAAGACUUCACCAUCAGAAUUCAUUGUGUACUACUGUCACUUAUGGAGAACUUUUCUAAAAUUAUUUGUUGUUGUUGCUUAGAUAGAGACUAUAGGAUAGACCCAGAGAAUAUAUGUGUUCUAGGACAAUCUUAAUUACUGAGCUGUCAUUCUAUGGAACUGCUCUUCAAACAAGCUCUUUGUAAGUUCUAAGCAUGAAUCUCAGUCUAAUAAAUAGCAUUAAAACCUAGCAGUUUGUAAGUUGA